Messenger RNA from Danaus plexippus (monarch butterfly), 1152 nucleotides. RefSeq names its product deubiquitinase OTUD6B. NCBI's taxonomy places the organism in Eukaryota, Metazoa, Arthropoda, Insecta, Lepidoptera, Nymphalidae. The coding region runs from base 243 to 1109 and encodes 288 amino acids. The record is from RefSeq and is a predicted model, not a curated record. Gene Ontology annotation, biological process: protein deubiquitination. Gene Ontology annotation, molecular function: cysteine-type deubiquitinase activity. The transcript has a single exon.
ACUUCAUAAUGACAAGUUGAAACAUAACCUAAAAUUACAAAUUUUAGUAAGUAUUAAUGGUUCAGCCGUCUUAAUUCUUUAAAUACAAUACUGGCGUUAAUUUAGAUGAACUGUCUAUAGCUUGGAAGUUAUAGUAACCCGUAAGCUCAGAGAAAUCAUCAUUUAGGUCUUUUCUUUCAAUCAAUCUUUUAUAAAAUCAAUUUAUUUUACUACAUCGAAUAAGUUCAAUGAAUUUUUAAGUAAUGGAAAAUAAAGUUGAGAAUGAGGUGUUUAUUAUUGAACAACGACAUAAAAAAGAGAAAAAAGAGCUUCAAGCCCAAAUCCAAGGUCUAAAGAAAACUGCAAAAAAUGAUAAAACGAAAAAGAAAGAACUUACUGCUGAAAUUGCAAGAUUAGAAUCAGAAUUAGAAAAGCGACAUAAAGAGGAAUUGGAAAUUAUCCAAAACGUAAAAAACACUCCACUAGACACGGAAGUCAAUGAGUUUGUCGAAGAAAAUGACAAUAUAAAUGGUGAAGUACGAACAAAAAUUUCGAAAGCACAAAAACGCAGAGAUAAAAAGCAGCAACAGGAGAGAGAACGUGAAGAGCUAAUAAAGCUACAAGAAAAAGAAAAUAUCAAUGGGCCCAGAAAUUUAGAAAACCAAGUGUUGUGUUCAAAAUUAAAAGAGAGAAACCUCAAGAUUUUCUUAAUACCAUCAGAUGGUGAUUGUUUAUAUAAAGCUAUUUCCCAUCAACUAGAGACAAAAUUUAAGAAAUCAAUUACUGUUGAUGAAUUAAGAAGUAAAGUAGCUGAAUAUAUAUUACAAAAUAAAGAUGAAUUUAUGCCAUUUCUUAGUAACCCUGAGACAUAUGAAAUGCUAACAGAAACGGAAUUUGAAGAAUACUGUGAUAAAAUAAAAAAUACUAAAGUCUGGGGAGGGCAAUUAGAGAUACGAGCGCUGGCUAAUUGUUUAAAGCACCCAAUUACUGUGAUCCAGGCCACAGGCCCCGAGGCAAUAGAGCAAGGGUCAGAAUUUACUGGUCCCCCAUUAAUAAUAUCUUAUCAUAGACAUAUGUACAGCCUAGGUGAGCAUUAUAAUUCUACAGAAGAACUGGAUGAGGCUUCCUAAUCAUUUUUUGAUAUAAGUAACAAAUAUAGUAUGUUAAAUCAAG